Thermochaetoides thermophila DSM 1495 is the source of this 327-nucleotide messenger RNA. Its product is annotated as 60S ribosomal protein eL30. NCBI's taxonomy places the organism in Eukaryota, Fungi, Ascomycota, Sordariomycetes, Sordariales, Chaetomiaceae. Gene Ontology annotation, molecular function: structural constituent of ribosome; RNA binding. The transcript is spliced from 5 exons. Gene Ontology annotation, cellular component: cytosolic large ribosomal subunit. The record is from RefSeq and is a predicted model, not a curated record. Bases 1 to 327 code for a protein of 108 amino acids.
AUGGCCCCCAAGAAGUCCAAGUCCGAAGCCCAGUCCAUUGGUGCUAAGCUUGCCCUCGUCAUCAAGUCGGGCAAGGUCGUCCUGGGCUACCGCAGCACCCUCAAGGCUCUCCGCAGCGGCAAGGCCAAGCUCAUUCUCAUUGCUGCCAACACUCCCCCGCUGCGCAAGUCUGAGCUUGAGUACUACUCGAUGAUGUCCAAGACCCCGGUCCACCACUACAGCGGCACCAACAUUGAGCUUGGUACCGCUUGUGGUAAGCUCUUCCGCUGCUCCACCAUGGCCAUCCUCGAUGCCGGUGACAGUGAUAUCCUUGCCGACCAGCAGUAA